This is a messenger RNA of Marchantia polymorpha subsp. ruderalis, 2447 nucleotides long. The record is from the annotation of a GenBank genome assembly. Lineage: Eukaryota; Viridiplantae; Streptophyta; Marchantiopsida; Marchantiales; Marchantiaceae.
AUGAGAAGGAUCCACUAGUUGCAAUAGAACAUAACUCAAAGUGAUGCUAUUUGGGGCGAGGCAGAUCCGACUACGCGCUUGGUUGCCUCCCAAUUAAGACUCGAGAGUCGGAAUUCCCUUCGUUUUCCGACACGACUGGGUUCAAAUCGAACCCUUCAAACCUUCGAAGGGAAUGCGAUUUGAUUCAGUCUUCUGUCACCAACCUGCGACCCGACAGCGCUGCGCAAUUCGAUUGCGCAGGAGGAAGAGCGACAAUGUCCUACAACGAUUACGGUAGAGAUUAUGGAGGAGGAGGUAGAGGAGGAGGAGGAGGUGGAGGUGGUAGCCGGAUGAAUGAGGAUGUGGGGGCUUAUGAGCCCGACUACGAUGACAGACCGGAGUUUCGAGAUGGGUUCCGAGACCUUGCACCGCCUGAGCCGGGGCAGGAUUUGGGCAGUUAUGUGCCCGAUGUUGUCAAAACUUUCGUGGUUUACUUGUACAGGCAUAUCAGAGAGAAAAAUGUUUACGAGAUUCAUCAGAUGUACGAGGGGUCGUUCCAGAAGCUCAGCGAGCGUAUGUUCCAGAAAACGCCCUGGCCUGCUGUUGAGCUCAUUGCCCCUUAUGUGGAGAACGACCAUGUUUUCUGUCUUCUGUAUAAGGAGAUGUGGUUCCGUCACGCCUAUGCCCUCCUCAGCCCUAGUUUGGAGCAGAGGUGUGAUUCUUGGGAUAAUUACUGCAAUCUCUUCCAGGUUAUCCUCCACGGCAAUGUGAACAUGCAGCUACCUAAUCAAUGGUUGUGGGAUAUGGUUGACGAGUUCAUCUACCAAUUCCAGUCUUUUUGUCAGUACCGUGCCAAGCUCAAGUCCAGGGGUGAUCAUGAGCUCGCUCUUUUGCGUCAGUGCGAUGAGGUUUGGAAUGUUUACGGUGUUCUCAAUUACCUUCAAGCCUUGAUCGACAAGUCCAUGAUAAUCGAAAUACUUGAAGAGGAAAAGGACGGCACGGUUACAUUUACAGCCACAGAUGGAUAUGACUACCAGGGAGGGACGAAUGUUCUGAAGGUGCUGGGUUAUUUCAGUAUUGUCGGACUUCUCAGGGUUCAUUGUUUGCUUGGUGAUUAUCAUAGCGGUUUGAAGGCUUUGGUAGCUAUUGAUAUAAAUGCCCCAGGGGUUUACAGCACUGUCAUCAGUUGCCACAUCACAAUGAUUUAUCACUUCGGGUUCGCGAACUUGAUGUUAAGAAGGUAUGUGGAUGGAAUCAGGGCAUUUAACCAGGUUCUCCUGUACAUUAUUAAGACCAAGCAGUAUCAUCAACGUUCCCCUCAAUAUGACCAGAUUCAUAAAAAAAAUGAGCAGAUGUAUGCUCUUCUUGCCAUUUGCUUGUCUCUGUGCCCACAUGGCAAGCUGAUUGAAGAGAACGUGAACAACCAGCUCCGUGAAAAAUAUGCUGAUAAGAUGCUGCGGAUGCAGAGGAGUGAUGAAGCUGUGUUUGAUGAACUUUUUUCGUAUGCUUGCCCCAAGUUCAUCACCCCUUCUCCGCCCAACUAUGACGAACCUCUUGUAAAUUACAACCAGGACGCCUACAGACUUCAACUCAAGUUGUUCUUGUCUGAGGUUCGCCAACAACAGUUACUUUCAAGCAUACGUAGUUUCUUGAAGCUGUAUACGACUAUAUCAAUUGGAAAGCUUGCAUCUUUUAUGGACAUCGAUGAGCCGACCGUCAGGAUGGCGCUUUUUACGUACAAGCAUAAGACGCAUGUCAUCGACACUGACGGCACCGUGUUGUCUAAUGCUGAUGUAGAGUUUUACAUCGACGAUGACAUGGUUCACAUUGCUGAUACCAAAGUGACCAAGCGUUUUGGAGAUCACUUUAUUCGUCAUAUCAUGAGGUUCGAAGAUAUCAUCUCGGAACUGGAGAAAGUGCAAUUAGAGUAAAAGAUAGUAGGUCUAGGAUGAGAUGUAAAGAGUUCCGACUAAGUGGUGCAACGGUUGUUGCUCUUCAGUUUCACAAUGUGCUCUGAUCGACCUCCCUUAGGUAUGUAAUUAUGCACCUCUCUGAUUGAAUACUGUAGCUAGGUUUGAAGGUGAGUAGAACAGAUAUCAAGAUUUAUCCUCUUCCAAAGCUAGGUUGAUCUCAGUUUCGGCUUGUUCUCCAUAACACUAGUUAUGGUCAUCGCCUGGAUACUUUAUAUCAACACUGAGCCGGGGAAGCUAGGUGUACAUGUAGAAAGGAGGUGAUCCAUAUAUUUAUACGACCUUACAGACAGCGAAGCAAUCAGUGUAAUGACUUUUUAACGGAGUCAUCUCAGUGAGGAAGGAUCAGAUACGUGGUAGUUUCGAUGAGGAGGUCUUGGUGUGCACGGCUUCUGAGCGGUAUUUGAAGACGAGGCUCUUCAAGGAUUUUUUACAAUAUGUUCGGCAAUCUACAUAUUUGUCAAGCUUUUUGGUCGAAGGUCGCGCUAUCUUUGUGUA